Molecule: messenger RNA, 1014 nt
Organism: Aureobasidium vineae
Lineage: Eukaryota; Fungi; Ascomycota; Dothideomycetes; Dothideales; Saccotheciaceae
Source: the annotation of a GenBank genome assembly
AUGACUAUGUUGAACACCCUUCUGGCUCUCACGAACUUCCGAUCUCCCUUUCUUCGUACACUGGUUCCCAGUAUUGGACUUGCCUAUGCUAUUCAAGCUGGUGUUGCAGCUCCUAGUAUCUUCUUCCAAUCCGAGCGAUUCUACGAUCUGAGUGGAUCAUUGACAUAUCUGUCAUGCACGGCACUUUCUCUCUACUUGCCUACGCUUAGAGCUAGAGCCGCGGCAGCGACUGUCUCUGCUGGUACUGCAGCUCUGCCUGGAUUCCCUAGCUUGUUGGCCAGUCUAGCCAGCAAGGGAGGCGUUCAAGCCUGGAACUGGAGACAGUUGNGAUCUUUCCUCUUCUCCCGUAUCAGCUCAGAAGACGGCCGCGACUCUCGCUUCGACGAGAUCAGAACCUCUCCUCCCAAGUUCCUCGGUGCCUUCUUCGCUCAAGCAACCUGGGUAUCCUUGUGUCUUCUCCCGUCCUCGCUCUCAACUCCGUACCCGCAACAACUCUUUCUGCCCUCCCCUNUCCUGACCCUCACCGACGUCAUCGGUGUACUCCUCUACGUCGGCGGUCUCGGAUUCGAAGCCACAGCCGACAAGCAAAAGAGUUUGUGGAUGGAAGAGAAGAAGAAUAAGAAGCACAACGAGGACUUUUUGACCAGAGGUCUCUGGUCUAAGAGCAGACACCCCAACUACUUCGGCGAGAGCACCUUGUGGACUGGUAUCGCUACCGUUGCUGCCGGUGUCUUGGUCAGCAAUGUCGGUCAGUCUGGUAUGGGAUUCAGCGGCAGUCUUGGUGCCAGACUUGGUGCGUUGGCUAUGGCUGGUGUUAGCCCUGCCUUUGUUACAUUCCUGUUGUUCAAGGUAAGUUUCGAAGAUGAUGAUAGCCCUAAACUCCCGUGUACUUACAGCUCAAUCAGGNUUUCCGGUAUUCCUCUUAGCGAGAACAAGUAUGACAAACGCUACGGUGAUCGUAAGGAUUACCAGGAGUGGAAGAAGAACACACCCAUGUUCUUCCCCAAGCUUUGA